CGGACACCACGGAUGGACAAAAAGGACAAUUCUGUCGUUUACCCUUGCUGCUGUCGAUACUGUGUUGUAGCUAAAAAUGACAUCGCUUGUUUUCAGACAUUCUCUCCUUCGCGGCGUUCCAGGGACAUGCAGGUUCAUUAGCGAGUAUCGGGCAAAGAGACCGUUGUUUACCCUGUUUUCAGUCAGAAGUUAUGCCACUGGUGAGGACAACAGGGUGCCCAAAAUAUACACCAAAACAGGAGACAAAGGUUUCUCAAGCACAUUUACAGGAGAAAGAAGGCCAAAAGAAGAUCACAUUUUUGAAGCCUUGGGGAAUACAGACGAGCUGUCAUCAGCUAUAGGGCUGGCAAGAGAGUUUUGCCUCGAUAAACGUCAUACAUUCACUCAUCAAUUGGACAAGAUCCAGUGCGUUUUACAAGAUGUGGGCUCCAACAUUGCUACCCCUCGAUCAUCUGCAAGAGAAAGCCAUAUAAAGAGAACAAAAUUUAUUGCACAGCCAAUUGUGGACUUGGAGACCUGGAUUGAUGAGUUUACAGAAGAACUCCCUCCUUUAACCAGCUUCAUUUUACCAGUAAGCUGCACACGUUUUUACAAAUGUUUGCAUGUCCCUGUUGAACUAAUAUAUACUGUUGUUUUUUUUUCUCCCCCUCCACAGUCUGGUGGGAAGAGCAGCGCAGCUUUGCACUUAGCUCGGACAGUCUGUCGGCGAGCAGAGCGCAGCGUUGCUCCAAUUGUGCGAUCAGGCGAGGCAGAUCCAGAUGUUGCCAAGUUCUUGAACAGGUUAAGUGACUACCUGUUCACAGUCGCCAGAUAUGCAUCUAUGAAAGAGGGCAGUGAAGAGAAAAUCUACAAGAGGCCAGAAUGACCAGUCUCAUAUGAAGAUUAAAA
This is a messenger RNA of Haplochromis burtoni (Burton's mouthbrooder), 888 nucleotides long. It is a transcript of the gene mmab, whose product is annotated as metabolism of cobalamin associated B. NCBI's taxonomy places the organism in Eukaryota, Metazoa, Chordata, Actinopteri, Cichliformes, Cichlidae. The transcript is spliced from 8 exons. The coding region runs from base 77 to 865 and encodes 262 amino acids. The record is from RefSeq and is a predicted model, not a curated record. Gene Ontology annotation, molecular function: corrinoid adenosyltransferase activity.